GGAAAAAUCGCAACAAAGUCGGCAUAGCAGCGCACAACAGCGGCUGGUAGUGCAGUUCCGGACUGAUUUUGACAUUUCAUUUAUUCGAAGAAAAUAAAAGAAAUUUUCACGCGAAAAAAUCAAAAUCUUUCAAUUGAGUUCAGCAAUUAAUUGCCCAAUCAAUUAAUUGAUCAUUGAUAUCAUCCACUUGCGUAUCGGAAAUCGCUAUAGAUAUGGAUCAAAGUGCAAAAAGUGAUAAAAAAUAAGCUGAAACCUUGAAGGAGCAGCUGCAUCCGUAAGUGCAAAGUAGAAAAAAAUACAUAAGUGAAGAAAACGCAGCAACGUACGGGAAAAUGUGUAGCAAGUAAAGGCCACACAAUAAAAAAGUUAGUGCUGAAAUUUUUUCCAGGCAAUGAAGUGAAAACUGCAAAAAAUAAGGAAGCAAGUGGCGAAGUAGUACUUAUGAAAGGUUCACCUUACAUUAGAGUGCAGUUGGGGCAAACCAAAUUUUUGAUUGUGGAAAAAAAACGUAAGCGGUGGGUGGUCAGCCGUUGGAAUUUCGAUUGCAGUUAAAAAAUCACAUACGCUUCAUGUUUCCAUUGUACAGCAAAAAAACUACAUUGCAAUUGCGCGUUUAACGCAUUCCAUUUUUGCCCGUGAAAACUUCAAGGUAAGCCCAAUCACUUCACUGAGUACUCGUCCUCGACACCAGCAUCGUGUUGUGCCUCUUUGCAACGUCGUCAAUCAGAUCCCACAACCCGUACCAGUCCCGAAACCCUGCCGGCGCUGCGCACCUUUGUCGUAACCACACGUUCAGAGAACACUACGUCGUACCAGCAUCAGAUUACCCAUCCCAUUCACAGCCAUCGCACGCUUUCGCAUGUACGUGUGUAUAUUGUUUUGCACGCGCAAGGUGUACGCCGCUGUCGCCGCCACUGCACUUUGGCAGCAGGCUGUAUAGGAGAUGUCUGUUAGCUUGCCAUGGGUUCACAAACCUUAGAGAUAUUACGCCAGGGCGUGUGGGCCUCGCUGACCGGUGGCUGGUUCUACGAUCCGCAUCAGGGCGUCUUCUGUAAUGUAGUCCACCUCUAUUUAUGGCUAUAUCUGCUGUGCUCACCAUUUGUCGCCUAUUUGUAUUUCCCAAGUACUUUGCUAACAUGGUGUAUUUACUGUGCGCUCACAAGCCUCACCAUAUUGUUGGUGAAGCUGGCCAAUAUGGCGCUGCAUCGACUCUACGAUCGGGCGCAAACCAUGUCGGAGGCGAAUCUCAAGAAUCCAUUUUUCAAAAUAACCAAGGAAACUGAAACGCGUGAGAAUGAGACGGGCAUCGAAAUGAAAGUUAUGCGCAACGAUGGCUCACGCAAUUCUGUGGAGCAGGCCAUCAACGAGGCCAGUGAAGAGAACAGCAUGAUGUCAAUGGAGAAUGUGAAUAGCAUAAUUGACCUCAAAGUGGACGUACAUCGCAAAAACAGCUCCGAGUCCAUCGAAAUGUUAUUCUAUCCCCCCUCCGUCAUAUCUGGCAACAGCCAGCAAGAUCAACAAUCUCUCGCCGGUUCGCUGAGUGUUACAAAAUCCAUACGUUCCACGAAUGCUCCUGCCGCCGGCGGCCUCAGCGUCUAUCCGGAGCACGAAAGCGAACAUUUGAACGCUUGCAUCAGCGACGCGACCGCACACCACAGCAGCGCUGCCGCUCCCGGCAGUACCAGCAACAUCACCACCACACGCCACUUGCCACACCUACUACGCAAAUCAUCGGAAGAAUUUAAACGCCGCCAUCAGCGUCGUCGACUCGAACGUCAGGGUAGCCUAGACGCGGGCGCCGAAUCGUGCAUUGCUACGAAACUUAUUCGCAAUCAGUCUGAUACUAUUGCAACAAGUGUUGCCACAGCGCGCAACGAAACCUUCCUGCAUCCACAAAGUGGCCAAACAGCUACAGCUGCCGGUGUGGUGGGCAAAUCAGCAUCAGCAACAAAAAUGUCUACUGCUGCUGUCGCACAUCGAACUGCCACAACGAACUUUUCUACCACAGCAACGCUGACGCUCACCACCACAAACGCAACUUCAGCUAUCCCAACAACGAAUAUGUCGAGUUCCUCGGGCGGCGCCAUGUUGCCAUCUGCCCAUAAAAAUACACGGUUGCAGCGUCACCGCAGCUCUGAGACACAUGACGAACGCGUCAAGCAACAAAAUCGCCUCUUCCUGCCCAUUCACCACGAACAUCAGCCGCAUCACGCGUCCAGUGGCGCGAGUAGUAGCAGUGCGCUGGCUGGAAUAGGCGGCGGUGAUAUACUGGACGAUGAUGAACUGGACUUAAGUGGACUAGGCGGCAGCGCAACUGGCGUGUCGGGACAUAUGGAUACGCGUGUGCGCGCGCUGCAGUCCUGGAUAUUGGGCUCCUCCUCUGAUGUCUACAUUGAAGACGACAGCUACACGAAGUCUGAUUUCGGUAUAGAACAACUCGACUGCCGCAACGAUAACCGCGCCGCCUUCUUACUGCAGCAACAACAGCCCUUCAACUCGCAUUAUCCACAUCAUCAGCCGCAGUUCUACCGCGCGCCACAUCACCACCACCAUCAUCAUCACCACGGAGUCGCCAACAUACGCAAAGACUCAAGCAGCACCAUGUCGGCGCUCCAGCUACCCGUCGGCAAUGCCAAGUCGGGAGCGGGCGGCAGCGGAGGCAGCGGCAGCGGCAUGAAAAGACGACGACAUUCCAACGCGACUACCCUGUACAAAAGUGGCGCAGGUAGUGGUGGGGGUGCUCCGAAUCAUACGCUAUCCGGCGUUUUAGCCGCCGCGGCGCUUUCUUCGGGUCAGCAGCCGACGGUGCGUCGAAUUAAAAGUGCCGCACUCGAAAUCUCCUGCCCGCGCCCCUCCGUAUCGAACCUAAGCCCACACCCGAACAGCGUGGAGGCGAUAAAUGGAGAGCAAAUGAUAAAGAACCCGCAGUCGGCACUCUUGCCGCCGCCCAGCAAGUGUUUGGUGCGCAACCCGCAUUUGAAUCUGUGUCCAAAAUUCGGCGGCAGCUUUGGUGGCGCCAGCAGCAGCAGCGGUGGCAGUAGCAGUUUAAAUUUCGGCACAAGCGGUUCUACCACGGCGCUCAUUGAGCCGGUGUCGCCUAUCGUAGAGCAGUCGGACGAGCGCGCCUCGUCGCUAGAUGUGGAGCCCCAACGCAGUGAGUGCGCGCUGGAGCUCAACGAUGCCGAGCUGGUUGAAUGUGGUGGCCUUGAAAAUGAGGAGGACGAGGACGAGGCAGACAUUGAGGAUGGUCAUGAGGAAAACGAGGGCAUAGAGCUGGACGAUGACAACGUCGAUGACGUGGUGGACGAUGUACCAAUACGUCACAGACGCAAAGCGUUGGGCUGUCAUCAUCACAGCGCAGAGUCUGACGUCGGAAAUAUACUGGCAGAUGAUGAUGACGAUGAGGUAGAUAACGACGAGGAUGACGAGUUCAAGGACUUCGAUGACGACUUGGAGCACGCGCUCAGCAUAGAAAUAAAACCUUCAGUUUGCGAAGCGCAGCCUGUAAACCAGCCAAAGACGGAUUUUACUGACGACUUCGAUCACAUACUCAACGGCCUGGAGCAAAUCCAGCAGGAUUUGAAACGCUCUGCGGCGGAGAACAACCGGAAGGCACAUGUCUAUGCGCCCGACAGCGAGGACGACAUCGAUGAGCCUGCGACAAAGCAGCGGCAGCCAGUGCGUUCACCACCCUCACGCGCUGCCGUCACACAUACGCAGGACGAUGAAAAGCCGUCAACCUCGCAGUCCUUACGUCAACGCCUACAUUCCACUGAUUCGGAGACGGACAACAACGGCUCACGCUCGCCGCUGCUCAGUGGUAAAUCCUGGCAGCAAACUAAUGCCAAAGUCAAGGCUGCUGAGCAGGACAUGUACAUGGAAAUAGCGGCGCUGCAGAAGCACAAAAAUUUGGCUAGUCAACACGUCAGUGUAGGAAUCGGCGCCCCUCAACACGCUUACGGGAUGCGGCCGCAGCAUGCCGCGCGCGGCGAAGGCGAUUCCGGCUGCCCAUCUAGCGACUGUGAGCAAGUGAGCGCCAGCUCGAAGGACAUGCUGCUCUCGGGCAUGGAGGCGGCAGUAAGCGUCACAUCGCCGAAGGUGAAGGUGGACGCGCUAAAGACGAAGAAAGAUCUGGAAGAAGGCCUGGAGUGCGGCAGAAAGCAGACUCCAAACAUAGGAGGGGGCACCGGCAAUGGGAAAAAUCUGGGUGCAAUACCAAAGGUCGUAAAAUAUCGCGAGGUGAACGAGACAAUGCAUGGCAGCAGUGGCGGCUCUCAACUUCACAAACGUCGAGUCGGCAGUGGCGGCGGUGCCUCUACGAGCACAGAAAUGUCGCUGGUGCCAUUCAAUUCGCAGCAUAGCACCACUUCAAAAGCGGCCUCGCGCACCUCAUCCUCUACGUCGUCGCGCAGCAUCAGUGCCGACUCGUUCUCGGCGGACAUUCACAAAAUGCUCUGGCUGAUGACCGAACACGGCCGCUCUGAGGGCGCACAGCAGGGCAUAACUCCGGCUAUCGGAGGCAUAGCAGGCGCGUCAAACACAAGCGCAAUCGGCAUCGGUGCUACCGCGCCCGGCAACAUGUCCAGCGCGCACUUCCAGUUCUACCAGGACGCAAUACAGGCGCUCAAUACUUACCCUGCCACCUCCACAGACGGCCUCUCGGUGGCGGACCGCACGUACUAUCGCGACAAGGUGCGGCGCAACUCGAAGCAAAUAUCAGAGCCUGGCAACUCCUCUAUCGGCGACUACUCGCACGCGCAUGAACUGCAAUCGGCACAGCUGAGCAGCCAAUCAGGCGCAACGACGGCGCCCAUUCGCAAUCUGCACCCGCCGCUCGGAGUCGUGGUCGCUUCGUCAUCAUUAAACGCGCGCACUGUCUACAACGGUGCGGGACUCUCCAUACAAGGGCUCAUCAACGUACUAAACGAUGAGGGCCAACAGCGAUCAUCGCAGGGGCGCUCGGGCAGUGGCAGCAACACCACUGGAGCAGGCGCGGCCAUACUCAACAUGGAUGGGCAUCACAUUGAAAGCUACUGCGACUACUGGCGCCCCGCCUGCAUGCUAUCGACCGAAAAGCCGGUGGCGCCGAAGAGCUACUACAAGUACCGCUUCAAAUGUUGCGGCUACGAGCACGAAUUCAAAAUCUCAAUGGACCGCCUGGAGCUGCUGGCGCUCUUCGACCGCGAUCUGCACUGGCUGCACAUAGUGUUGGCGGUGUUGUUGUGCGCGGCGGUCGCCUACCUCGGCGCCACCAUACUCCAACUGGGCUACUACAAGGACCUGUGUGCCUUUCUCUUCUGUGCCGUCAUAGCGAGCGCGCAGUACUCAUUGGUGAAGAGCGUUCAGCCAGACGCGGCGUCGCCCAUACACGGCUUCAACAAGACGGUGGCCUACUCGCGCGCCAUCUACUUCUGCAUUUGUAGUGGGAUACUGUUGCUUUGCGAGCGGCUCAAGCGUGAGUACGAGCAGCAGCGCGCACCGCCGGAAGAGUUGAGCUUUUUCGGUAUCCGCUAUUCGCCGCUGUUGUUGACCGCAGCUGUACUUCAAAUAAUGUACGUCUUCCUACUAUGCUUCCCGAUAAUCUUCUCGCUGGGGCUGUGUCCGCAGAUAAACACGUUUCUGAUGUAUCUGCUGGAGCAAAUUGACAUGCACGUCUUCGGCGGCAAUGCCGCUGGCAGUCUCUUAGGCUCAUUUCUCUGCGUACUGCGCUCCAUUCUUGGCGUCAUGCUGCUCUACGGACCACUGUACAGCGCGCUGGCCGAGGGUCGCGGCACCCAAUUCAUUGUUUUCUCCCUAUUCUGCGCCAUACUCGUGCCGCUGGGCUACCACCUUUCGCGAUCCGCCAGCGACUUCAGCCACCUGUGGGCGCUCAUUAAGAACUGCAUUGUCAGCACCUACCACGAUGACGACGAUGACGAUGAGCUGAGCGCCGCUACCAUUAAUGGCAGCGUAGCGAGUAGCCAAAAACUCACCACAAACACCACGCUCAAAGGACGCACGAAAAGCACGAGCGCGCGCCAGGAACAAAUUGAAAUGUCGGCGAUAGACGAUAAGAUGGCGGCUGAAGGUAGUGAGCGCGCAGAGAUCGAUCGCACAAAUCUCGAAAUAGAGCGCAAGAGCAGCAAAUCGAAGGCGUCUUCGCUGGCGAGCAGCAGUCAAACGCUUGCAAAAACCCUGUCUAGCAACAAAAAGGGCAUGACCACUUCGAACUCUUAUAUCUCAGUGGCGAAUGGUAGCGCGACCGGCAUGGAAAGCGCACAUAAUGGCGCAACGUGUACAGAAAAUGCAAGCGGUGUGCAAUUACUGGAAAAUGAGAAUCUGGAUUUAGGAACGGAGACCGCUGCAACUACGCCUACCAACGCGCCUAUUGGCCCCGGCGGUUCCAAGGAACGACUGCAGCAGCACACACUAACAACUUCAGUGGAGGCCCCUCCAACACAGCCAGCACAGGUUGCCAUUUCAUCCACAGCCGACAUGGAGGCUGAGGAGAUCGCACCCCCAGCAGCUGAUGAGGAUGACAAAAUGUCCAGCUCUUCGACCACCAAUCCGGGCGACAUGUCCACACUCACCGCUGGUGGCGUGUGCGCCGACGUGGAUACGGGCGCCUUGGCAGCCAGCGCCGCCAAUGCGAGCGGUGCAGACAAUGAUAGCGAUUCGCCCGAUCCACUACCCAAGAAGCUGCAGGCUACCGUGAAUAUGCGCCUCAAGAACGAUCUGGUGGUGACAACGCUGCUAGCGGCCAUCGUCUUCGGCCUGCAUUGCAGUACCGUCUUCACAGUGCUGCAGCCUGAUCUCAACAUUGUGCUGUAUGCGUUCACAGGCGGCCUGGGCCUGCUGCUGCACUACAUCAUCCCGCAGAUGCGCAAACAUAUGCCAUGGCUAUGCUUCGCGCGCCCCAUACUGCGGCAGAAGGAGUACGGCCAGUUCGAGGUAUCGCACGCGCCGAAGGUGAUGUGGUUUGAGAAAGUGUACAUCUACCUGUGCAUGCUGGAGCGGAAUGUAAUGUUUCCGUUGCUGGCUAUCUCGGCGGUGACUGCGGACGCCCAGAUCGUUGUCAACAAAUUCGGCAUUGCUUGGGGCACGCUAGUGGUGGCGGUUUGUGCUCUGAAACUGAUGCGCAACGCUUAUUCGGAUCCCACAAACCAGUAUCUGAUUGUGAUAUUCACCGUGUUGUUCUUUCGGUACGAUUUUGCCUUUGCAAGCGAAACGUUCCUGAUCGAUUACUUCUUUAUGUCGCUAGCCUUCCGCAAGUGCUGUGAUUUUCUGCUAAAGCUACAAUUCAUCGUUACCUACAUCGCGCCCUGGCAAAUAACCUGGGGCUCGGCCUUCCACGCUUUCGCCCAGCCAUUCAGCGUUCCACACUCUGCCAUGCUCUUCCUGCAGGCCGGCGUCUCGGCCAUACUCUCCACGCCACUCAAUCCCUUCCUCGGCAGCGCCAUCUUUCUCACCUCCUACGUGCGUCCGAUCAAAUUCUGGGAGCGCGACUACAACACUCGCCGCAUCGAUCAUUCCAAUACGCGCUUGAGCUCACAGCUGGAGCGCGAUUUGGGCGCGGACGAUAACAACUUGAACAGCAUUUUUUAUGAGCAUUUGACGCGCUCACUACAGCACUCGCUGUGCGGCGAUCUGCUAAUGGGUCGUUGGGGCAAUGUCAAUCAAGGCGACUGUUUCGUACUCGCCUCGGACUACCUUAACUGCCUGGUGCACAUUAUCGAGCUGGGCAAUGGGCUGUGUACCUUUCAAAUGCGCGGCUUGGAAUUUCGUGGCACAUACUGUCAGCAGCGUGAGGUGGAGGCUAUCACGGAGGAUGUGGAGGACAACGACGGAUGCUGCUGCUGUGAUCCAGGUCACUUGCCGCGCAUGCUGAGCGUGAAUGCGAUGUUCUCCACACGCUGGCUGGCCUGGCAGGUGGUGGCGGCGCAGUAUGUGCUGGAGGGCUACUCGAUAUCGGAUAACUUGGCGAGCGCUACGCUGCAGGUCUUUGAAUACCGUAAGGUGCUCAUCACCUACUACAUAAAGAGCAUCAUUUACUACGUCAUCAAGAAUCCCAAGCUCGAGCAGUGGCUUGCCUCAGCGCCCAUCCAGGAGGCUCUGCAGCACACACUUAGCCGCCAGUUUGUCGAUCUCGAUCCCAUUUUUAACUACAAUCUCGAUGAGGACUUCGAUUUCCGCGCUGUUGGCAUCACGCGCUCCAGCUUCUGCUACGUCUACCUCAGCUGGAUCAACUACUGCUACGACAAGCGCAAAGAAAAUCUGAACCCCACAGUGCCCGCAGCCUCUGCGCCCAAUACCGCCAGCACAGCGGCCAGCGCGCCGCCACCGCCUCACACGCCUACUAACAACACCAGCAACGCCUACAAUGACUCGAAGAGCACUCCCAAUCUCUCCACCACCGCCACAACCACUGCAAUCAAGUCACAGUCACAACAGCAGCUGCGCACGCGCCCGCAGAAGAGCGCAACCAUGAGCGGCAGCACAACGAUCAACUCGUCGGAACAUAUCGCCAUCUCGCCGUCUUUCGCCAACAUUUCGCGGCAGACGUCGGAGUCAGCGCCGGGUCUGAGUGGCGCAGGCCUCUCAAUCGGAAGCGGUGGUGGCGGCGGCUACAUGUCAGCCGGUGGCACGCAUGCGCCGCUCGACAAUAGCUUUGCCAAUAGUGCCGCGACAGUGGGCGCCAGCAUCUCAGCGGCGGCGAAGAUGCCCACCUUGGGCCAACAGAUGCGUGGCAAGGGAGGCACUGGCGCCGCACCGUUAAAAACACUGCGCAAGGAGGCGUCGCCCACGGCUAGUGCGGCUGCGGCAACUGCGUUUAACGUGUCCAAUGGCGGCACAGAGCGCGCUGCUUCGGAGGAGCCCAAUCGGCCGUUACUGAAGCUGAAAGUACCAAGCGUAACGAAGGACUCGCCAAUAGUUUCACUUUGUUUGGCUUUGGGGUUGCUGGCGCGGCGAUCGCUGGCCAACGCGUCGCACAGUUCUCUCACCGGCGUGGAAUUCUUCUUGCAUGGCCUGCACCAGCUAUUUAAGGGCGACUUUCGCAUUCAAUCGCCGCGCGAUGAGUGGGUUUUCGCCGACAUGGAACUGCUGCAUGCCGUUGUGGCGCCCGCGGUAAAGAUGGCGCUAAAGCUGCAGCAAGACCACAUUUCGAACCCAGAUGAGUUUCACUACCCGGACGCUCUGUACGAGGCGAUUGACACCUGUGCCAAGGAUUUGGUGAUAUCGCACGAGGCGGAUCCGGUUUGGCGGAGCGCGGUGCUUAGAGGCGCGCCCAACUUGCUCGCAUUGCGACAUGUCAUGGAGGAUGGCUCUGACGAGUACCGCAUCAUCAGGCUGACGAAACGCUUCCUUAGCUUCCGCGUCAUCAAGCUGAAUCGCGAGUGCGUGCGCGGCCUCUGGGCGGGGCAGCAGCAGGAGCUCAUAUAUCUGCGCAACCGCAAUCCUGAACGAGGCAGCAUACAAAACGCCAAGCAAGCGCUGCGGAACAUCAUCAACUCCAGCUGUGAUCAGCCCAUCGGCUACCCCAUUUACGUUUCGCCGCUCACGACCUCCUACGCCGAUACGAAUGAGCAGCUCUGCAAGGUCAUCGGCGGCGCUAUCACACUCGAAUCCAUCAAAUCGAACGUGCUGGAUUGGUGGCAGCGAAUACGCGAGCGCUGUCGGCAAGGUUGUAGCUCUGGCUCGGCGAUGGAGACUUCCAACCUUGGCAUCGGUGCCGCCGGCGGCAUGGGUAGCGCAACAGUUGGCAGCGGGGAGUCUGGUGGUGAUAUUGCACCCAUUUACAUCUCAGCGCCACUCUACAACACCCUUACAGUGGGCAGCCUCUUUAGCUGUCGGCCAGUGCACGGCGUCACAGUGCCCACUAGCAUAGGUGGCAGUCUCGGCACGCAGUUCGGCAGUGAUGGCGCGGUGGUGACGCCACUGUGGCGCUGUCCCGUGGUGACUGCAAAGCCUGCGCUGCUCGCUGGACUGCUGAAUCGAGAACGCGAGCAAGAGCACGAACGCGAGCGCGAACAGUUGCGCGGUGUAGGCAUACGCGUAUCGCAUUCGUUAUCGCGUACUGAACGCGAACGCCGUGUAACACUGCCAAUAGCCAGCACCAGUAGCGGUGGCGGUGGCGCAAGUGUAGCUGAAGCCAACAACAGUCCAGCAACGACCACAACGAAAUCGGCCGAAUCGGCGCGGCAGCUGGAGCCACAUGCUGGCAUCAGUGGCAUGGAGUUGCAGCCUGGGAGUAGCAGUCCACGGUACACAAAGAUAUCAAGCUCCUCGGGCAGCCUCGGCAUUGGCAGCAUCAUAACGACGCCCGGUGACUAUCCACGCAAAUCAAAGGGGCCAAUCAGUCUGACAGCAGCAGCGGCGCUGGCUGCUAACGAGCGCAGCGGUGUGCCAGAGAUGUGCGGCAAGUCGAACAGCGCCGACAUGGUGGCUUCGCUGGCGGCUGCGGGUCACGUGCCGCGCAUCGGGCUCUACAAGAAAGUCGUCAUCAUCGAUGACUUUGAGAUCUUCGACCGCAUUGACGUCGGCCGGCGUUUCAACAUGUUUUGGCCCAGCGAAGAAAUGCGCGCAAAAGGUGGUCGCUCGGCCUGGAAAGAUUGGCUGCCCUGUAUCGGCAUGGUUGGUUAUGUGGUGCACUUCUGGAUGCCCGGUCAUCGCGAUCUGCUUUUCCGUUCGCCCUUCAGCCGCGUGGUCUACCUGGUCGCCAUGAAUGGCUACUAUGUACCAGUCGGUGAGUUCGGCAUACGCGAAUACGAUCCCGUACGCGACGGUGAUGACGGACUGAGCGAAGAGGAGGAAAUGGCCACUGCUGCGGCGGGUGUGCUGGUCGCGAUGCGCGCGGUAAAUGCGCGUCGCAGCUCCAUGCAGCAAGAGUUGCACGAAUUUGAUGAAUUGCAGCAGGAGCGCGAGCGCGGGCGUGGCGAAGGACUCACUCCCAUACUGGGCAGCAGCCUCGAAUCGCCCACCUCGCAUCUGAUGGGCAGCAGCGUACUAAGUGGUGCGGGAGCAGAUGUGGACACGUACACGGACGACGACGCAAAGGCUGUCGCAGCGGAGGAAAACUGCGCAGCUAACACAGAAAUAGCGAGCGUUAGUGGUAUAGGAGCCAUGCCGGCGGGUAUGAGUACCGCGCAUGUGCAGAUGCGCGCGGUGAGCAGCAGCAGCUCCGAAGACGAAGCUGAACUGCUAGUCUAUGAAAUGCAGCGACGUGAGCAAUUCUUUAAUAUGUGGAAGCUAAUGUCGGAGCACAAAGACGCCGAGCUGAAGGAGGCGGAGAAGGCAAAGCGUGAAGAGCGCGCGGAGGAGAGCAAAGAGCGUACGCAGAGUGAGGCGGUAAAGGCGGCGCAAGAAGCCACAGCGACGACGGGGUGUGAAACAAAAGCAGAGACAAGUAUGGAGAACGCUGCUGGAGCGACGGCUGUGUGCUCAGUUGAGACAGAGAAUAAAGAGGUUGAGGCAGAGGGUGUGACGGUAGAGCAACAAGGCAAGGCGUAUGUGGCGCAGUUGGAACGCGACUCGCUGCCGGAAUGCAGCGACGUUUAGCAGCAGCUGUGGGUGCUGUUCAUUUGCGGUUGUUGAACUGAAAAAUUUACAAAGUUGUUGAAUUUAAACGCCGAAAUGGCGCCUUCAUAUGGCAGCCUAGAAAAGCGGUAAAAACAAAAGAGAUAAAAAACCACUAGUACGUAAGAUUUACUAAUUAACUAUUAUUGCAUAUAGUUACUGUAUAAGAUUUAGUUUUAGUUUAAUAAUUUAAUUUGUUCAAUUAUGUAAGAUUGUUGUAAUCUUAAGCACGGAAUCAAAAAACGCUAAAAGAUGAAAAAUAAUUAACAAAAAAAAUAUGAAAAAAGCUUAUAAAUAAAGCGCUAAGUAGUUUAUAAUGCAUAGCAGAAACACACAAUAAGAAAUUGUAGCAUACUUUCAGGGUUAUAAAAACUGAAAAAAAAAAUUUUUAAUUCAUACAGAUAAACAACAGAUACAUACUCAUUCCUAGAGCAAUUGCAAAUCUUCCUACUGUACCUACGUAAUAAGUAUAGCGCAUACACAUACACACAUAUACAUAUGCAUAAAUACAUACACACAUAUAUAUAUAUAUCUACAUAUUUUAACCAUAGCCGUUAUGCCAAGCAAGAAAAGCAAAGAACAAAAUGUAUAAAAGCCAAACAAAGAAGCGCGUUAACAUUGUUUAUUUACAUACAUAGUAUACAUAAAACGGAACAGAAAUAUAAAUAUUAUUGGUUUUUAUGAGCAUUUGAUUUACAUCACAAUUAAAAAUUUUUAAAGUAAAUUUGAAAAAGAAGAUUGUAAAAAAGUUUUUAUAUUGAAUAAAAGAAAUUU
Rhagoletis zephyria (snowberry fruit fly) is the source of this 12327-nucleotide messenger RNA. RefSeq names its product pecanex. The record is from RefSeq and is a predicted model, not a curated record. Gene Ontology annotation, cellular component: endoplasmic reticulum; membrane. Lineage: Eukaryota; Metazoa; Arthropoda; Insecta; Diptera; Tephritidae. Gene Ontology annotation, biological process: endoplasmic reticulum organization.